Chanos chanos (milkfish) is the source of this 2025-nucleotide messenger RNA. RefSeq names its product G protein signaling modulator 2, like (gene gpsm2l). Bases 1 to 2025 code for a protein of 674 amino acids. Gene Ontology annotation, cellular component: cell cortex. The record is from RefSeq and is a predicted model, not a curated record. Gene Ontology annotation, molecular function: GDP-dissociation inhibitor activity; G-protein alpha-subunit binding. The transcript has 14 exons. Gene Ontology annotation, biological process: establishment of mitotic spindle orientation. NCBI's taxonomy places the organism in Eukaryota, Metazoa, Chordata, Actinopteri, Gonorynchiformes, Chanidae.
AUGCGAGAAGAGACACAGUCGUUUCAUGUCCGUUACAGAAUGGAGGCCUCCUGUCUGGAGCUGGCUCUAGAGGGGGAACGAUUGUGUAAAGUUGGUGACUAUCGUGCCGGAGUUUCCUUUUUCGAGUCGGCCAUCCAGGUGGGCACAGAGGACCUCCAGAUCCUCAGUGCCAUCUACAGCCAGCUGGGCAAUGCCUAUUUUCAUCUCCAUGACUACACCAAGGCACUGGAGUACCACCACCAUGACCUCACACUCACCAGAACAAUUGGAGAUCAACUUGGAGAGGCAAAAGCGAGUGGUAACCUUGGAAACACACUGAAAGUUUUGGGUCGAUAUGAUGAAGCAGCAGCUUGCUGCCAAAGGCACCUGGACAUUUCUAGAAUUCUCCAUGACAAGGUGGGGCAGGCUAGGGCUCUGUAUAAUUAUGGAAAUGUGUACCACGCCAAAGGGAAAAGCAUCUGUUGGAACGGCACAGAUCCGGGAGACUUCCCAGAGGAGGCGCGCACUGCUCUAAAGAAAGCAGCAGAAUACUAUGAAGCAAACCUGGCACUGGUGAAAGAGCUGGGGGACAGGGCGGCACAGGGGCGAACUUAUGGUAACCUCGGCAACACACACUACCUGCUUGGAAACUUUGAGAGUUCUGUAGCAGCCCAUGAACAGCGUCUCCUCAUUGCUAAGGAGUUUGGUGACCGUGCUGCAGAGAGGAGAGCCUACUGUAACCUUGGCAAUGCCUUUAUCUUUCUGGGCCAGUUUGAAGAGGCAGCUGAUCAUUACAAGAAGACGCUACAGCUGGCCAGGCAGUUGAAGGACAGGGCAGUGGAGGCCCAAGCCUGUUACAGCCUGGGGAACACAUACACACUCCUACAGGACUAUGAGAGAGCCAUUGACUACCACCUCAAACACCUCCUCAUCGCUCAGGAACUCCAUGAUAGGAUCGGGGAGGGCCGAGCGUGUUGGAGUCUGGGGAACGCACACACAGCCUUGGGCAAUCACGAGCAGGCCCUGACCUUUGCAGAGAAACAUCUGGAGAUCUCUAAGGAGAUGGGUGACCGAAGCGGUGAGCUGACAGCCAGAAUGAACGUGUCGGACUUGCGGCUGGUGCUUGGCCUCCGUCACAACUCUAACACUAACACCAACAGCUCAGCGCGCUCUGAGGACCAGCCCGACGACAACAACAGCCAACCGGCAAGAGCCAGAGCAGGAAGGAGACACAGCAUGGAGAACAUGCAGCUAAUGAAAAUGACCUCCAAUCAAAUCGUUGGGGGCCAGGCCUGGGAAGGAGAUUCCCCUGCCAAGCCAUCCAGAGCUUCCUUAGCCAAGACCUCCUCUAAGCUUUUCUUCAUUAAUCGAUUCAGAGGAAAAAAACACAAGUCGAACAGCUCCAGCCCAAAAGACCGCCACAACGACAGCUGUAACUCUCCCAGUGCUCCUCCUGCAGACUUCCAUGAUCCUAAGAAUGCAGGGGCAGACACCUUGGGUGACGAAGGCUUUUUUGAUCUUCUGAGCCGUUUCCAAGGCAACCGCAUGGAUGACCAAAGGUGCUCCCUGGAGGACGGCCUAAGCCGUGUCUCUACUCCCUCCUCCCCUUGUGCCACCCCACCUGUAGCCUUACGGAAAUCUAUUUCCGAAGCGGAGGCCUCAGCGCAGCCUGGGCAUUUCCUGGACCUGCUGGCCAGCUCCCAGAGCCGUCGGCUGGACGAGCAGCGGGCCAGUGUGGGCAGCCUCCCAGGCUUCCGGCUGGACCAGCACCACAACCAGUCUGUCCUCAGCCAGCUCAUAUCUAACGCCGACCGCACCGAGUCCGAUGACGACUUCUUCGACAUCCUUAUCAAGUGCCAGGGCUCCAGGCUUGACGACCAGAGGUGCGCGCCCCCUCCUCCCCCCACCAGAGGUCCCACUGUCCCAGACGAGGACUUCUUCAGUCUGAUCCUGCGUUCGCAGGCCAACCGGAUGGAUGAGCAGCGUGUUGACUUACCCGGUGACAACGGACCGACUGGACAAAACCCUGGACUGAACCCGCCCUGA